UUUUGGAAAUUACUUUCCCCCGUUAACAUCCUUUGUCCUAUCAUCACUGAAUCUUGAUUUAAAAAAUUAUUCUUUGUGUAUUUGAUCAUUUUUAUCUCUUUUAUCUCCAUUAGUCUUCAAAUUGAUAAUUAAUUAAUUUUAAUGGGUAGUCGUUAUUUAAAUCUUCCCCAAACUGGAGAAGUUCCUUCUUCAAUGGUUGAUCAAUUUUUUAAUAAUGACCAACACCCUCCCCCACCUGCUAGAAAGAAAACAAUUCAAGAACUCGAGGAAGAGGAAAGGGAAGCAAGAGAAAAAGCUGAAAUUGCGAUUACCGAAGCUUUAUUAAAUGAAGAUUUGGAAAAUAUAGAAGAUUUAAAGAAUGGAAGUAAUGGAGGUGAUAAAGGAAUAAAGAAAAGGAGGACAUUUCCUUCACCAUCAAGCAAAGGAAGUGGCCCACUUGGUUGGUUGGGCAUUACCCAACUUAUUUUGGGGUUAUUUCUUCUAAUAUUUGAUGCUUUUACAAAUCCUUUAAGUCAAUCCAAUUUUGGUGUUUCUGCUUCAUUAUUUGCUGUUUUAUCUUCAGUUUUGAGUUUUAUAUCUGCUAGUCGAUGGCCAGAAAGAAUUUCUUUAUGUAUUUUAUUACCUGGUUGUGUAUUUACUUCUCUUUUGUGGGCUUGUUUGGGUAUUGAAAGUAGUCAAAAACUUUCUAACCAACCAAUUCCUAUUAAAAUUAAUUGUCCACAAACAAAACAAUUAAUAGAACCUUUAAUUUGGGUAAAAUGGUUAAAAGAAGAAAGUUUUUUAAAUAUUCGAAAAUGUAUUGGUCCAGCAAUUAAUUCUAUAUUAUUAUGUUUUGCCUUAAUUGGAGGAUUUUUGUCUUUAUGUUCUUUGCUUGUUUGUUGUCGUUCUUUACAUUUAGCAUGUUCUAAUCCAUCAAAAAUAAAAAAAUUAAAAAGAAAAAUGUCUGUAAAUAAACCAAUGAUUUCUGCCGCAAAUAGGCCCUUUACUUUAUUAAUUUCACCAACAGGGAGACUUCGAACAAAAAUUCCAAAAUUACCGUUAAGAAAAAUAAUUGAAGAAGAAAAUAAAACGAAUGAAACUAAUUGUUGUGAAUAAAAUAAUUUUUAAAA
Messenger RNA from Meloidogyne enterolobii, 1109 nucleotides. The record is from the annotation of a GenBank genome assembly. Lineage: Eukaryota; Metazoa; Nematoda; Chromadorea; Rhabditida; Meloidogynidae.